AUGUUUGAGCUGAUUAUAGUGUUGAAUAAUUGUAUUGCUGAUUAUACCUCGGUGUCACCAAAUGCUUCAGGAGGCCACAUCAACCCGGCAGUGACAACGGCCUUUUGUGUCCUUGGCAAAACCAGCUGGCUUCGGCUUCCUGUCUACUGGUUUGGUCAGUACUUUGGUGCAGCCGUUGGUGCAUUGGUCGUUUACAGCAUUUAUAUCGAUUCUUUAAACGUUCAUGACAAAGGACUUCGUGUAAUCUUGGGCCCGAACGGAACCGCUGGAAUCUUUGCCAGUUACCGGGCAGAGUACUUGAGUACCGUAGGCGGAGUCGUUGAUCAGAUUUUUGGAACCGGAUUUCUGAUGCUGUGUAUUAUGGCCGUUACCGACGUCCGUAACGCGAAUGUGCCGAGGCAUCUCGUUCCGUUGCUCAUCGGUCUGUCGGUGACCGUUAUUGGAAUGGCAUAUGGCGCCAACUGUGGCUACCCGAUCAACCCGGCCAGGGAUUUUGGGCCUCGAUUAGUGACCGCAAUUGCUGGCUGGGGUUUUGAUACAUUCAGAGUUCAAAACUACUGGUUUUGGGUCCCUCUCGUUGCUCCUCACAUUGGUGCCAUUUUGGGAGCGUUUCUGUAUGAAUUCUGUAUUGGAAUACAUUGGCCACAGGAGCAUCAAAUAACUCAGGACAGUGCUCGCCGUCCGGGCACGAAAGUUAUCGUUCCAGUGGAAAAGUACGAAAGAUCCGAAGCUAUGUGA
This is a messenger RNA of Soboliphyme baturini, 738 nucleotides long. NCBI's taxonomy places the organism in Eukaryota, Metazoa, Nematoda, Enoplea, Dioctophymatida, Soboliphymatidae. The record is from the annotation of a GenBank genome assembly.